Messenger RNA from Capsella rubella, 541 nucleotides. RefSeq names its product transmembrane protein 258. Gene Ontology annotation, biological process: protein N-linked glycosylation. The record is from RefSeq and is a predicted model, not a curated record. The transcript is spliced from 4 exons. The coding region runs from base 108 to 338 and encodes 76 amino acids. Gene Ontology annotation, cellular component: membrane-bounded organelle. NCBI's taxonomy places the organism in Eukaryota, Viridiplantae, Streptophyta, Magnoliopsida, Brassicales, Brassicaceae.
AGCGACUCGUGUGUUAGUGAAGCUAGAGAUCAUCUAUCAGUCAAAGAAGAGAAGGCUUCUUUUCGUUGUUCCUCAGAUCGAAGAAGAAGAAGAAGAGCUUAGCAAAAAUGGCGGCGAAACCAAUUGCGAGUCCGAUUCCGGUGGCGUUGUAUCCGACUUUGUCAGUGUUCACUUUGGCGAUUGGCCUCGUCAUUACUGCUAUCUUCUUCAUCUACGAAGCUACAUCAUCCAGGAAAAACCGAAGCCUCGGAAAGGAGCUCGCUACUUCAGCAGUUGCAUCUGUCUUCUUGGGUUUUGGAUCGUUGUUUUUGCUACUUGCUAGUGGUGUUUAUGUCUGAUCCUUCUUCCCCAAUACUAUUCCCUAUUCCCUACUAGUUCAAAAGACAAAAACAAAUGAAAUCAGAUUUAUUUUUGUUCAAGUGAAAUCAGAGUUAUGAAUGUCAGACUUUGAGAAAAGUAGUCUUUAAACACAAAGUUGCAAACUUGCAAUUAAUUAUCUUGUGCUAUUGAAUGCGAAAAUGGAGUUUUGGAUGGCCGCUUA